GAAGCUAGUCAGAACAAAACUCUGUUCAGUUAUAAAAGAUCUUUAAUCAACAAUGCAUCAUCAAGUGAAUAUAUUUCAACGAUCAUUGCAAAUAAACCAAUGGAAACAGUUACGGUCAAUUGCGCAGUUGAAUGUUAAGAUAGUAGAUACAAUAAAUGAUGCAAAUCUAGCAGAAGAAUGGGCAAAAGCUAAACCGUUUAGUGAAGUUCCUGGCCCGAAUAAGUUUCAACUUAUUCGAGGCUUUUUACCAGGCGGAGCCUUUCACAAAAAGUCUAUGAAUGAUUGGGCUUUGAUAAAUCGACAGCUUUAUGGCGAUCUUGUACGGGUCCCAGGUGUGUUUGGUAAAAAAGAUAUUCUACUAUCUUUCAAUCCGGAUGAUUUUCGAGCUGCAAUUCGAUCUGAAGGCAUUUGGCCAAAACGUCGUCUUCUUGAAACUUUGACUUAUCACCGAAAAGUCCACAGAAAAGAUGAAUUCGAUGAUGGUGUAGGGCUUUUAGCAACGAACGAUGAAGAUUGGGCAAAGAUUCGAACAGCUGUAAAUCCAGUUUUAAUGCAGCCUCGAAAUGCCAGAUUGUAUCUCAAUAAAAUGCUUGAAGUUAAUAACGAAUUUUUACAGAGAAUUCGUGAAAUUCGAGACCCAGAAACCUUGGAAAUGCCUGCAACCUUCGAAGAUGAACUAAAUCGUCUAACAUUCGAAUCAAUUGCUGUAGUCGCACUUAAUCAACAAAUCGGACUUAUCCGAAAAGAUCGUGAUAAUGUAGUUGCUAAAAGGCUUUUUAAAGUUCUUCGUAACUUCUUUAAUUUAGUUCUCAUGUUGGAUAUGAAUCCUUCGAUUUGGAAGAUUGUCAAGACUCCAAAGUUCAAUGAAAUGAUGAAGAAUUAUGACGAAAUGUACGAAAUCAUUAUGAAGUACAUUAAUGAAGCUCUUGCUAGAAUUGAGAAUAAUACAUCAGUAAGUUCUGAGAGUGACGAAGAGAAGAGUGUUUUGGAGAAGCUCCUAAAAAUUGACAAAAAGAUCGCUAUUGUAAUGGCUUUGGAUCUUUUGAUGGCUGGAGUUGAUACAACCAGUACAACAUUGGUAGGAAUUCUACUCUGCUUGGCUAAGAAUAAAGAGAAACAAGAGAAAUUACGUCAAGAAUUGCGGACCAUCCUUCCUCAAAAAGACUCUCUUCUAACAUUGGAAAGUAUGAAGAAUUUACCAUACCUUAGGGCUUGUAUCAAGGAAGGAAUGCGCACCUAUCCAAUUUCAUUGGGAAUAAUGCGAACUAAUGAAGAAGAAAUUCUUAUGAAUGGUUAUCAAAUUGAGAAAAAUCAAGACAUAAUGCUUUGCAAUAAUUUGUUACUUAUGGAAGACAGAUAUAUUCCCAAUGCAAAAGAAUUUAUUCCAGAAAGAUGGGUGCGUGAUGAAAAAGCUGAUCAUGGAACUAUUGAUCCAUUUUUGUUUGUUCCUUUCGGACAUGGUUCUAGAAGUUGUGUGGGAAGGAGACUUGUUGAAUUGGAGUUGGAAAUCACAAUUACAAGAUUGGUUAGAAAUUUCAAUAUUGAAUUUAAUUAUUCGGUAGAGAAUGCUUUUAAAAAUCAUUUGAUUAAUGUGCCAGCUAUUCCACUAAAGUUUAAAAUGAGUGAGUUGGAAAAUUAAGCUUUGUUUGUGAUAUACUUACAAAAAAAAAAUGAAAUUAUAAUUUUUAACUAAUUAAGAUUAAUGAUAGAAAAUAUGGAGGAAGUGUAGAAAAAUUU
This is a messenger RNA of Episyrphus balteatus (marmalade hoverfly), 1737 nucleotides long. RefSeq names its product cytochrome P450 CYP12A2-like. The transcript has 5 exons. Bases 53 to 1639 code for a protein of 528 amino acids. Gene Ontology annotation, molecular function: iron ion binding; heme binding; monooxygenase activity. NCBI's taxonomy places the organism in Eukaryota, Metazoa, Arthropoda, Insecta, Diptera, Syrphidae. The record is from RefSeq and is a predicted model, not a curated record.